AUGACUCAAAGCAAAUCUAAAUACGAAGCUGAGGCCCGCCAGUUGAUCAGCUCAAACAAGUUCUUCCAAUUGUCCGCUAAUUGGUGCCCUGAUUGCGUUUACUCGCUUUCCAUCUGGGACAAGUUCAAAUGUAGAUCUAAAAUUAAGAUCUUCGAUAUUGGUAACCUUUCCAAGGAUGAACAGGAGUCAUGGCGUUCGGCAUUUCUAACUGUUAGUGGGUCCAGGAACCUGCCAACCAUCUUUGUCGAUGGUUCUGUGUGGGGCACUGAGACCAAAUUGCAUGAACUGGAAGGUAAGGGCCUCUUGAAGCAGGAACUAACCAAGAUCGGACUCAUUGCCUGA
Molecule: messenger RNA, 342 nt
Organism: Naumovozyma castellii
Lineage: Eukaryota; Fungi; Ascomycota; Saccharomycetes; Saccharomycetales; Saccharomycetaceae
Gene: GRX8
Product: glutathione-disulfide reductase GRX8
Exons: 1
Coding region: 1-342 (113 amino acids)
Source: RefSeq, a predicted model, not a curated record